Molecule: messenger RNA, 1068 nt
Organism: Magnusiomyces paraingens
Lineage: Eukaryota; Fungi; Ascomycota; Dipodascomycetes; Dipodascales; Dipodascaceae
Exons: 1
Coding region: 1-1068 (355 amino acids)
Biological process (GO): RNA catabolic process; ribonucleotide metabolic process
Cellular component (GO): ribonuclease H2 complex; nucleoplasm
Source: RefSeq, a predicted model, not a curated record
AUGAUUCAUCCUCGUACGAAGACUUCUACAUUAUUUUUGCAAAAUUCAAAAAAUUUAGAACUUUUUUAUGAACUGACAGCUAUUACAGGAAUUCGGCAUAACCAUAAAAAUGAAGAUGAGCUUAAGCCAUUUGAACUUGUGUCAGAAAAUGCUAGAUCACUCUUUAUUUCGAAAGCAAAUAUUUCUUUGCCAAGUUUUUCUAAAUUCAAUAAUGAACCUGAACUAGGUGGCAGGGAUUUUGUAAACAAAACACCUGAUAAUAUAGAGGCAUGUGUUGCUAAAGAAGCUGGUAAAUCUUUUGUCGUUUCUGACGGAUCCUUGUUUAUCUCAACCCCAUUUUCACCUUUGUUUUUUAUUUUGCCAACAUUAUUCAAAAAUAAAGAACAAUUUCUCGAGUUAAGUUACCUUCACGAUCUUUUAGAAUCUGAAACAACUGAAAUUGACUCACAAGCUACAACUAUUCAGUAUAUUCAAUUCAAAAAUUUGGCAAAUUUAGUUUGCGAUGAACAGGCUCACUCUAUUGACUUUAAAGAUAAUGAUAACAAGCUACCUGAAACUAAACUUUAUCGUUUAUCUAUGGACAAGCUCUUCAUUUAUCUUGAUAAUAUUGUGAAUCGUAUUAUCACAUCCGGACUUCCCACAGAUAUUAUUAAAGAAGUUGUAUAUAAUCCCUUAGUUCCACCCAUAUCAACUAGUGAUGAUCUGAUUCCAAGUCCUCGGUUAAUUGAUUUUUCCAUUCACCGUACUGCGAUUCAUUUGGUUCUGUCGUAUCUUCCACCAGAAAUCUCUAAGGCGUACUAUAUUAUAAAAUCUCAUCUUUUUGAAGAGUUAGAUAAGCAUGCCGAAAAAAUUAAAAAACAGAAAGAUGCCGCUGCUAAGCAACAAUUAGCUCUUUUACAUGCAGAUGGAAUUCCUGGAUCACAAACAGCCAUAACUUCUAAAACGAAAUCAGGUCAAAAAAGGAAAUCAACGGCAAGUGAUUCUAGUAAUACUAAAAAGAAAAAAACAAAUGGUUCCAGUACGAAGACAUUAACCCACUUUUUUAAACCUAUAAAAUCAUCUAAAUAA